AGGAGUCAUUCCAUCCGGGUAGUUUGAAAUGUGUGCGUGUGUUUUCAAUGCAAGGCUUUUUUUUCUUUCUGUUAACGUGAGAAGCUGAGUAACAACAGAUGUUUGACUCUUUGCAGCUGGGAAGUGCAACACUGUACUACAGUACACGAUUUACUCACUAACUAUAUCAGCACAGUGGUUUUUUUUAAAACAUGGAUGAAGAUUCCGAGUGGGUAGUGGAGACCAUUGCUGGAUAUCUCGGCAGUCCAGAUUGGGUUAUACCAGUAACCGACUUUAUCGAACAGAAAUGUACAGUAUUUGAUGAUGAGGAUGAAAAUAAACUGGCCUAUACAGAAAUCCAUCAGGAGUACAAGGAAAUGGUAGAAAAACUGUUGGAUAGUUACACCCAGGAGGUUGGUAUCGGUGAAGAACAGUUUUUGGAAGCCUGCACAUCUCCACUGGCACAAUCAAAGGCACUACAGAACGUGUUUCGGCCAGUAUUGGCUGCAGAAGACUUUGAAAUGUUUAAAUCUCUAAUGAUUCAGAAGAAUGUGGAACUGCAGCUGCAGGCACUUCGUGUGAUCAAAGAGGAGAAUGGUACACUGCCUGAGUGUUUGACAGAUGGUGUGGACGUGAUAUCUGAGUUAGAACAGCAGGAGCUCAGAAUACUGAAAGAGGUGCUGAAGAGAUCAAAAGAUGAAUAUGAGCAGGACCUGGCAAAAAAAGGUUUCUCAGAGGAAGAAUCUGGGUCUGCUUCAAACAGCAGCUUACCGGAGAGCAAAGAUCAACAAGAAACCUGUCUGAGAAGGCAUUCAGAAAAAGAAAGCGAACACACACAUAAAGUGUGCAAAGUCCAAGUAAAAACUGUGGAGAAAAGAGCAGCAGUUUCUGCCUCCCACACUGAUGAUGCAGGAAAGAAGAGUCCCACCAAAGUCUGUAUGCAACCAAGUGCAAAGCUACUGCCAGGGCGAAGCAGCAUUGGGAGUAGCAGUGCCAGUAGUAAAGUCCUUGCACCAGUCAAAGCCCCAGUCAAUGGGUCCGAGCUCAGUCCAGCGUCCACCUCCUCAGCCCACAAGAAGAGCAGCAGUGAGGCUGCAGAGGCUUGGUUAGAAGAGGCCAGGAAGGAGGCAGGGAUAUCUAGACCUUUCACUGAGCUGUCGGCAGAUCAGCAAGAGCAACUUCAGCAGCGAGCAGAGUACCUGAAACAGCAGCGGGACAAACUUCUUGCCAUGAAGAAAGAGCAGAGACCCAAACCGACCCAUACUGAACCAGCAGAGGAGCCUCCAAUAUUGACAUCUGUGAGCAAGCAGAAUGCGGAUAUUUCUCAUACAAACCUCAGUGCUAAUAAUGUUGUAAAAGAAGAAACACCUAUCUCAAAAAAUGUGAGCACACCCUUAGUAUAAAAGGAAGACAAGGAAAUUUCCGAAGAUGAGAAAAAGAGGAUUCAGAAACGAAAGAACCUGGCAGAAAAGCUUAAAGAAGAAGUAAUCAAAAAAUAGCAACGGGAUAGUCUGUUAAACUGACAUUAAAAGGCACCUAUGGACUUCUGAUUUCCUGAACUUCCUUUGAUUUAUUUUGUGCCAGAAAUUUGGUGUGAGGAAUGCAGUAUUGUACGCUGUACAAUAGCUGAAGUUAAAAUGAGAUGUACAUGCCCAUCUGUAUAGACAUUUAAGUGUAUGCUGCUUAUGGAAAAAAUAAAAUUGUGUAUAACACACA
Acipenser ruthenus (sterlet) is the source of this 1695-nucleotide messenger RNA. It is a transcript of the gene cfap36, whose product is annotated as cilia and flagella associated protein 36. NCBI's taxonomy places the organism in Eukaryota, Metazoa, Chordata, Actinopteri, Acipenseriformes, Acipenseridae. The transcript has 11 exons. Bases 192 to 1382 code for a protein of 396 amino acids. Gene Ontology annotation, cellular component: ciliary base; axoneme. The record is from RefSeq and is a predicted model, not a curated record.